Molecule: messenger RNA, 519 nt
Organism: Acromyrmex echinatior (Panamanian leafcutter ant)
Lineage: Eukaryota; Metazoa; Arthropoda; Insecta; Hymenoptera; Formicidae
Source: RefSeq, a predicted model, not a curated record
UUUAUUUCGCGAUUGCGUAACGGGAUAAUUAAACACAUUUUCAAGUAGCCUCUCGAGAAAUAGGUCACCAUUUACACUUUCGCUAUGAUAAUUCAUGCUUUUUUACGCCCGGUUGCUCACGCUCAAAACAUUCCACCGCAGAAAACAAUCGUGACCAAUGAUUAUAUCAACGCGAGGAUUGACGCUACCACAGGAUCUAUUCGUGAAAGAAACUUUUGCGAUCGGAGAAACGUUAUCUUUUCCAACAAACCGUUAGCAGCAAAACGUCAGACUUUUUAUUAUCGACAUAAUCAACAUUACCAAGCAACAACUAUGCGCCUUCGCAAUUUGCACCGGUUUGAUGACGCUGCAUCGAGAAUGCAUUUCAUGCGGCGCUAUUCUUCGAACAGUGGGAAUGUUUGCGGUAUCAUCGAAACAAAGACUGCAAUAUCUUUUAACGUGACAACUAUAGAGAAAAAUAGAUAAAGAGUUUAUUAACCUUCACCGUGUAUACAUUUUUUUAGUAGCCGUUUAAGUAUA